AUGGAACUCAACCGAGAACAUUUUCGCGCCAUAAUUUAUUACAACUUUCAGACGCAAUUAUCUCAACGAGAAUGCCUUGCUGAGUUACUGUCUGUUUUCGGCAACGAAGCGCCACAUCAGUCGACAAUUUCCCUCUUAAGCGACGAUCCCAGGGUGGGUGCACCAAAAACGGCAGUCACCCAGGAAAACGUCGAUGCUGUGCGCAAACUCAUCAUUGAAGAUAGACAUGUGACAUAUCGCGAGAUUGAGGCAAAAUUAGUUUCUCGUUGGAUACCCCACCUGUUGACUGAAGAGCAGAAAGCAGCCUGGGUUAAUUGUGGUGAUGAAUCGUGGAUUUACUGUUAUGAACCAGAAAAUAAACGACAGUCGGUUGUUUGGGUGUUCCAAGGUGAAGAAAAGCCAACAAAAUUCAUCCGUUCUCGAAGUGUUUCAAAAAAGAUGGCAGCGACAUUUGUGUCAAAAGCGGGUCAUAUUGCAACAAUUACUCUUAAUGAGCAAAGAACUCUUACUACGGAUUGGUAUACCACUAUUUGUUUGCCAAAAGUGAUCACCGAGCUUCGAAAAAUCAACCCCGAAAGAAGAAUCAUCCUCCACCAAGACAAUGCAAGCUCGCACACAGCCCAAAAAACAAGGCAGUAUUUAACGGAAUUAUUGGACCAUCCUCCAUAUAGUCACGAUCUAAGUCCUAACGAUUUCUUUACUUUCCCGAAAAUUAAAAACAGACUGCGUGGUCAAAGGUUCACCAGAAGAAGCACCAUGCAGAUGUGUAUUAAUCUUCGUGGAGAAUACUUCGAAAAACAAUAA
Molecule: messenger RNA, 804 nt
Organism: Acanthoscelides obtectus
Lineage: Eukaryota; Metazoa; Arthropoda; Insecta; Coleoptera; Chrysomelidae
Source: the annotation of a GenBank genome assembly